UGGUCUGGAUAGCUUAAUUCCCAAUAUUUUAGAGAAACAAAUCGACGUAGCAUACUUUGAUAAGAAUGUUAAGGAUACUUUUAGGAAAACAAAUCGCAGUAGUGCAUUUAUUGUAGGUGAACGGAUAACUUUUGCGUAUUUUUAUGUUAGCAUAUGAAGUAAAGGAUAUUUGAAAGAUGAUGUAUGCAAAUGAUGUAUGAUUACUUAUUUUCCAUCAAAACAUCAAAAUACGCUAGAUGAAUUGAAUUGCAUCGAAUACAUUUUGACAUGAACAACAGGCAUACGGGCGGAUAUUCCCUUGGCACUGAGGACUUGGUCAUCGGAGCGGAUGAUAACACAGACGGUGCCGGCUGCUGUGGCUGGCUUCUCUACGCUUUCUCGCUGUUCCUCAUCGUGGUCACCUUGCCCUUCUCCCUCGUUCUGUGUAUCAAAGUUGUUCAGGAAUAUGAGAGAGCGGUGAUAUUCAGACUUGGGCGUUUACCAUUAGGCGGUGCCAAAGGACCAGGUAUCUUCUUCAUUAUUCCCUGCAUCGAAAGCUACACAAAAAUAGAUCUUCGCACUGUUUCCUUUGAUGUGCCACCACAGGAAGUUCUUACGAAGGAUAGUGUGACCGUUUCCGUCGACGCCGUUGUGUACUACCGGGUUUCCAACCCGACCGUGUCUGUUGCUAACGUCGAGAACGCGCACCAUAGCACGCGCUUGCUUGCGCAGACGACAUUGCGCAACAUCCUGGGAACAAAGAACAUGUCGGAGAUUUUGUCGGACAGGGAGAGCAUCAGUCAAGGAAUGCAGUCCUCAUUAGACGAAUGUACUGAUCGAUGGGGAAUCAAAGUUGAGCGAGUAGAAAUUAAGGACGUUCGGCUCCCAGUGCAGCUUCAGAGAGCCAUGGCGGCAGAGGCUGAGGCUUCCAGGGAGGCUCGAGCAAAGGUUAUCGCGGCGGAAGGAGAGCAUAAGGCGUCCCGUGCGCUCAAAGAGGCUGCUGACGUCAUGGGUAGCUCCAGUGCCGCUCUUCAGUUGCGCUACCUCCAGACGCUGAGUUCCAUCUCCGCCGAGAAAAACUCCACCAUCAUAUUCCCGCUUCCCAUCGACUUGUUUAAAGCGUUCAUAAAUAAAUAGUUAUUUUUUCUUGAUUUACAUGUAUAGCCGAAUCAAUAUUACAUAAUUGGGCAGUGCUCUGUGAAAAGGUUUUUAUGCAUGUGCGUAAACUGUCGUCGCAGAUUAACCUGUGCAGUCCGCACAGGCUAAACAUGGUCGACACUUUGCGCUUUUAUGAUAUUUUCUGUUUAAAGAAAGUCUUAUCUUAGCAAAAAUCUAGUUUAGGCCGAAAAUUUUCGACGUGAUUUGCCUGUGCGGAUUGCACAUGCUAAUCUGGGACGACACUUUUUGUACAUUAAACCCCUUUUUCACAGAGCACGGCCCAUAUUUAUUAUACAAAAGGACCGAACUAACUCUUAAUCAGUUUCAUGUAAGACACGUUAAUGUAUUGUAAGGCAUAUACAUGUAUAAACAAAUUAAAUACAACAUUGGUAAAUAUCAAACACAGGUUUUUAUACAACGUUAAGCAUGCGGUUUGGUUUCGUGUGUAUCUUUGGUUUUCACAUUAUCUUAAAAUAACCCAGACCAUUAUCGUUUUUGGUAAAUUUACAGUCCGGUUUAUUUAUAAUACUAUUUAGGUCGCUUUAAUUGAGCGGGAUAAUGAUCAACCUACAAAAUAACCUAAAUUAGCACAAGUAAAAAACAACACAUUUUAAUUAUUCUUGUAAUUUUGUAUUACGGAUAUGUACUACAAUUACAUGUGUUCGUAUAUACCUACGGUAGUCGACAAAAGCGGUGUUUUCAGAUACACGUGUUAAAUACCGUAGAUGGGGAUCAAAUGCAGAAAUGUUGAAUUAAGCCUUUAAACAAAUACUCGUUACGUCCUUUAUUACUUCUUUAUUCAAGGUUAAUGUUUUAAACAAUAUACGUAUUCAA
Molecule: messenger RNA, 1971 nt
Organism: Dreissena polymorpha
Lineage: Eukaryota; Metazoa; Mollusca; Bivalvia; Myida; Dreissenidae
Product: band 7 protein AGAP004871-like
Exons: 8
Coding region: 268-1116 (282 amino acids)
Cellular component (GO): plasma membrane
Source: RefSeq, a predicted model, not a curated record